Ostreobium quekettii is the source of this 667-nucleotide messenger RNA. NCBI's taxonomy places the organism in Eukaryota, Viridiplantae, Chlorophyta, Ulvophyceae, Bryopsidales, Ostreobiaceae. The record is from the annotation of a GenBank genome assembly.
AUGGGUGGGCCGCAGGGCGUGGGCUGCUACGGCUGCAGCCCCGCCUGCCGCUGGACCCUGGACGCCUUGCGCGCCAACCUGUGCGCCAACCUGUCAACCAUGUCCGGCAGCGACGACGAGGAGCCGCCGCCCCUCUCGGGAGACCCGCGCCAGGUCGAGGCGCUGGAGUCCCGUGUUGGGUGCGCAGAGGGUGAAGGAGGCUGGUCCGCGUCCAACGCGGGCCAGGCAGGAGAGCUUGGCAGCUCCCUGGCGUGGGGCAAGUCCCUCAAGCGCGGCUUCCUCUCGGCGUCUCGCCGACGGAAGCGAGCAGGAGGGCGGGACGCCCAGCCCGGCGCGGAGGAGGCCAUCCCGGUCUUGCGCGGGAGCCCGAACAGGAACACCAACGCCGGAAGCAUACCCGACUUUAUGCACAUACCCGCGGCCAAGGAGAUGGAGCGCCUGGAGGCGGCCAAGAAGGACCUGCUUCAGAAGUUGAGGCCAACGGAGGAGAGCGUCAGGCGCAUCCAGGAGGACCCCGUGCUGGCGGCGGGGUUCGAUGACCCGGAGGUCAUGGCGGCGGUGCACGACAUCGCCCUGGACUCCGGGCGCAUGCGGGCGUACGCGCACAACAGGAAAGUGGUGGAGUUCUACAGGGCCAUGGGGGUGGCCAUGGGGCAGCAGCUGGAGA